Molecule: messenger RNA, 939 nt
Organism: Vicia villosa (hairy vetch)
Lineage: Eukaryota; Viridiplantae; Streptophyta; Magnoliopsida; Fabales; Fabaceae
Exons: 1
Coding region: 1-939 (312 amino acids)
Source: RefSeq, a predicted model, not a curated record
AUGGGUGGUGUAUCCCAGAUUUUUUACCAAUAUCGAUUUCUUCGUGGGGACAACCCGGUCAAGUUUAUUCAAGUUGAGAUCAAAGAUGAUGAAGACAUGCAGAAUAUGUUCGCCAAUCAUGAGUAUUAUGGUUACGACUGCAUAGAACUGUAUGUUACUCUACCAGAAGUUCAACCCACACAAAUGGUUGAGUCACAAGUCAUUGAUGCACUUGAAGACGAGCAAGCAGAGGUCGACGUUGUAGAUGAAGAAGAAGAAGCACCGGAAAUAGAAGUUGAUAACUUGGUCAACGAGGAAAGUGAAGAUGAACCGGAAGUUGUUGUACCACGAGAUCAAGUGCAUAUGCCUCCAGCGCACAUGAGGAACUUGAAUUUUGAUGGGGAUGACGAACCAUCGACUGAUAUUUUCUAUGAUCCAUACACUCAAACAGAUCAACGGUUAAAAGUAGGAGACAUAUUUCGUUCUAAGGAGGCAUGUAUCAUGGCCAUAAAAAGAUUUCAUAUGGCAAACAAUGUUGAUUUUAGAGUUGAUCGCGCCAAUGUCGAGAGGUACAAAAUUUAUUGUAGAAACACUGAUUGUGGAUUCAGGUUGCAUGCAACAUACAGGAAGAGAAGUGAUUCAUGGGUUAUAGGAUAUAUUUCCCAAGAUCACACAUGUGUUAACACAAAUGUUUCACAAGAUCACUGUAAGCUAAGUUAUGACAUUAUUUGUCAAGAAAUCUUGCCUCUAGUUGAAAAAGAUCCAUCGUUAAAGGUGAAAACGAUAAUCUCUCAUAUCGUUGCAACAUACAAUUACACUCCGUCUUAUAGAAAGGCGUGGCUGGCGAAGACCAAAGCGAUCGAAAUUGUGUAUGGAAAUUGGGAGGAUUCGUACAAACGACUCCCACAUUUCUUAUAUGCGCUUCAAAUUUAUGCUCCUGGAACCGUUACUAUUUUAUAG